This is a messenger RNA of Papilio polytes (common Mormon), 2213 nucleotides long. RefSeq names its product disks large-associated protein 5-like (gene mars). Gene Ontology annotation, biological process: signaling. Bases 290 to 1693 code for a protein of 467 amino acids. Lineage: Eukaryota; Metazoa; Arthropoda; Insecta; Lepidoptera; Papilionidae. The transcript is spliced from 10 exons. The record is from RefSeq and is a predicted model, not a curated record.
UCCAAUUAUCAGACCGUACAAUAUCGGUACGGCUCAAUAAUUCACAACCUGAUAAUGCACGACCCAAUAAUGCAAAGUUAGAUAAACCGUGUACAAGCAAAUCUCUCUUCUCACGGAAUGUCAAAUUGCGUUCGUUUGUCUCCAUAAGCGACAGUUUAGAUUUAAAUAAUCUUAAUAUAAUUAAAGUGGUGCCUUUUUACUGCUGUUUGUGAUCAACUUACCAUCAUCAUCAUAUUUCUCCUUAUCCUACUACCGUAGGAUCGGCGUAGUAGCUGUAUCUCAACUUACUAUGGAAUCAUAUUCGAAUAAACCUGGUAUGCCGAAGAAGUCAAGCCGAGAUAUGGCAAAGAAAUAUAAACUUACACCACAGUUCAGAAUUCCUGAAGGGGUAACCAAACGAAAGGAGUUAUUGAAUAACAGAAGGAAAAUUGUGAAAGCAUCUAAUUUCGAUGCUAGUAGGGAUCUAGAAAAGCCCAUUGAAGAAGUUAUAAAUCCCAAAAAACAGUAUAAGCAAAGGUUGUUGGAGCGGAAACCAAAAAAAGGAAAUCAGGAAAAAGAACCUGCAAAAAAAUUAAAACCUUUUUUAAGUGGAACUGUUAAAGUUCCACUGUAUUAUGUUCCACCACCGCCACUGCCCAAGAUUAAACAAAAAGAUAAAGUUGUAAAUGCCAAUAAACAGGUUCCUAAUAUUCCAAAGAAUAAUGAGUCUAACAUAAGUAAAAAAUAUCAAUUCAUACCUUCUAAGAAAGAAAAAUACCAAACUGUUUCAAAGGUCGGUCAGCUGAAAUCACAAGCUGGCCCCAGUUACAAGUCAAAACUUAGUACAAAACAAGGGUCGGACAAUCAAAUCGCAGAGAAAGUUAUCUCAGAGGAAGAUGCCACCAUUAUAAAGUUAGAAACACAAUUCAAAUCAGAGGUUGAUCGGAUUGUCAAGACGUGUGCCUCGUGGGAUAAAAUCUUCAAAACGACGAAACUUCCUGACUUUGCACAGAGUCUGGUGCUGGGGGCGACGGGCCAGGGAAGGCUACUGGUGUCACAGAAGAUGGCGCAGUUCCGUUCGCUUUUAGAAACGAACAAGAAACAGAAGCAGGGGACGAGCGGCGAAGCGCGCCUUCUGUCACAAGACCUGCACGGCUUCUGGGACAUGGUCUACUUGCAGGUGAAAGACAUAGACAAAAGGUUUAGCGAACUAGAAAAACUGAAAGCAAACAAUUGGAAAGAGGAGAACUCCACCGAAAAUAAGAAACCGUCGAAAAAGGGCUGCACCAACUCUGCUGUCAAGCGUCAAAAGAAACCCGCAAUGAGGAGUCUCAUUCGAGGGCUAAUUUUAGAAGCGAGGAAGAAGAUGACUAAGAAACAUCCGGGUGAUGAGGAAGCAGGUGUUGAGACUCGCGAGACUGAGUCCUUUACCAUACAAUGGGCGACAAAGAAGGCAGAUGUUCAACUCGAGUUGCCGAGCACUUCUGGAAUUGUACCCGCGCAGUUUGCCAAGGAGCCGGGCGCGUCUUGUUCCACAAACACAACCUUCAAGGACCAGGAAGCUGUUAAGACACAACGUGGGGAACCUGAAUCGCUGGAAGGGGACUGCCUGGAAAAAGAGAAAAAUGUGAAAGGAUUAAAAAAGCACAAAACUGGAAAGGCUUUGGAAGAGGAAAAAAACAUUAAAGAAUUGCCUCAAAAGAAGGCUGAUUAAAGAUGGGUUAUCCAUCUUUAAACACAUCUUUCGAAUAACAGAACCGCGUGUGUAUGUGCGCUCUCCUCUCGCCGGCAACGCUGGCCACUACUUUUAAAUUUUAUUAAUAUUUAAGCUGUUUUAUUUUAUUAUUUAUGUAGUUUCAUAAUAAUCUGUGAAUAUAAUAAUUAAAAUAAUCUUGAAUAAGUAGAUGGAGUAAGCAAUGUUUUCAAUAUUUGAAGUGAUUAAUUUGAAAGUGGCCUAACUACUCCUUUUGAAGAUAAAUGCACUCGGUGAUGUUUGUUUUUCAAUAUUUUUCAUGAAUAAUAUUUCAAGUUUGGGAACAAUAUCUUUUUUUUUCUAAAUUCUGUUCACCUUUCUCUAUGUUCUAUAACUGAUCUUUUCUUUAAAAGAAGUUAGUUAAUAUUUCUUCUUAAAAGUUAAAGCAAUUAACUCGUAAUGAAGGAGUAAAAAAAUGGUGUUAGGCAAUUUUCAAGAAAACAUGUUUAUAAAAAUGUAAUUGAAUUAGUCACAAUGUUAU